AUGAUGGAGAUGGGUGCAGACGAAGAUCCCCCUGAUGGUGGGGGAACUACUGCUAAUCUAUCUGAUCAGAUGAGUCUGGAUACUUCCUUAGUCUCAAGAAAAAGACAAGCAACGAAUGACCUAAAUGCUGACGAAAGUAAGAAAGUUAACUCACCAUCAGAUUCCAUCCAAUCCGUAUACACAAAACCUGGCUUUGAAAAUGAUAACUCAUUUAAAUAUAAAAUCACAGACUCUGCACCUUAUUCUGUACAUAUUACCAGAGUGGAACCAGACACAGCUGCUGGUUUCUCAAUACGUCUCCUUAAAUUCGCACAGUUUAUCCAUAAAAAUAAUAUUGUGGGUAUUAAAGAGGGAGGUAUAAAAGCAUUGGGGAGAAAUAAAAUCUCAGUAGAAUUUAAAACAUACUCUGAUGCCAAUAACUUUGUUGACAAUCCAAUCUUGUCAAAUAACAAAUAUUCUGCAAUGAUACCUAAGUUCCAGAUUUCUCGCAUGGGUGUUAUACGCAACAUUCCCACAGACUGGUCUUUAGAAGAAUUAGUAUUUAAUUUAAUAUCCCCUGACUAUGCUGGACAGAUAAUUAGAGCCAGAAGGCUCAACACUAAAUCACGCAAGCCUGACAAUACCGUCUCUUGGAUCCCAUCCACAACAGUAGUCAUAACAUUUGAAGGACAAGUACUCCCUGAAAAAGUAUAUUGUUUUAAUACUUCCCUCCCUGUCUUUCCUUACAAUCUCCCAACUAUUCAAUGCCGUAAUUGCUGCCGCUUUGGCCAUAUUCGCACACAGUGCAGAUCUCAACCCAGGUGUUAUCAAUGUGGAUCUCAACAUUCUGGAGACAACUGUGACCAAAAAGAUGAAUCGCCAUUCUGUAUCCUUUGUGAUAGUACAAAUCAUCAAGCCACAAACUCAACUUGCCCCGAACAUGUCAGACAAAAGAAUAUUAAGAUCAUUAUGGUAGAAGAAAAUAUUAGUCAUAUGGAAGCAUCAGCCAGGUUCCCUACUCCCAAACGGUCUUAUGCAGAUAUGGCAUCAGCUCCAGCCUAUAACCUCUCACAGUCAACCAUAACACAAACAUAUCAACAGUCUCUCCACUCCUCUCCUUCUAAAACUCCCCAGAAAAAUGUAUCUUACCGCAAGACGAUAUACAAGUCCCCAAGACCCAGACCCAACCCGGGCAAAUCCUAUGACCGCGAAGCCCACUAUAAUAUCAUACAGACCCCUAGAUCUACCCAAGCUAAUGGCUCUGCCCUUAGACAUCACCAAGAACGUAAUACUGAUACCACCCCCCUUGCUACCCCAAAUGACAAUUUAAUAGAACUACUUACAUGUUCCCUAAUUAACAUAAUUUCUAAAUUCUCCGAUGCAUUACCGUCCAAUGUCGUUUUCUUGAUUCAGCAACUCCUAUCCACUUUAGCCUCUAAUAACGGACCAGCUGGUCCUACAGUGGAAUACUAG
Molecule: messenger RNA, 1452 nt
Organism: Achroia grisella
Lineage: Eukaryota; Metazoa; Arthropoda; Insecta; Lepidoptera; Pyralidae
Exons: 1
Coding region: 1-1452 (483 amino acids)
Source: RefSeq, a predicted model, not a curated record